AUGGUAGCGAAGGAGGCAGAGUUUUUAAACGGAGCUGCAAUAUCAGAUUUGAGAGUUACAGAUUCUAUGAAGCUACGGCUGACGUGCCGACUUCAGUAUCAGCACCGGUCGGGAAAACACAGUAAGUCACGAGUUGUCAUUGAGAUAAUUGCGCCUAUAGUUGGCUUUGUGGUACUGCUUAGCCUCGUUGGGGUUUAUGCUGCAAAAGGAAGGAAGCUGAGGACAGCUAUUCAAAGUGAACUUGAAGCUAACGAUAAUGAAAUUAAGCCUGCUGAAUCAAUACAGUUCAACUUUAGAACCAUCAAAGUCGCUACAAAUUCCUUCUCUGAUGGAAAUAAGCUUGGGCAAGGUGGAUUUGGACCUGUUUAUAAGGGCAAGCUAUCCAAUGGACAAAAUAUUGCUGUCAAAAGGUUGUCUGGGGUUUCUGGGCAGGGAGAUACUGAAUUCAAGAAUGAAGUGCUAUUAAUGGCUAAGCUUCAACACCGAAAUUUAGUUCAGCUGUUUGCAACAAAUUCAAAACAAGAUGACAUACUGGAAUGGAAGAAGAACAUAAACAGUGGAAUGAAUGAACUGGAUGAUGGAAUAAUGGAAAACGAAUUGAAUGUGAACGGAAUGAGAAGAACCCAAAGCCCCAACAAUGCAGUCUCUCCCUUCUCUCGCCAGAAAACCGCCUCUGUUCUGCUCCUCUUCAGCUAUUCCGUCGAGCUUUCUCUAAGAAGGAAAGGGAGAACAUCAGCUUGCUCACCUUCGGUCUCGAUUCACUAG
Neltuma alba is the source of this 765-nucleotide messenger RNA. Its product is annotated as cysteine-rich receptor-like protein kinase 27. Gene Ontology annotation, biological process: protein phosphorylation. The coding region runs from base 1 to 765 and encodes 254 amino acids. Gene Ontology annotation, cellular component: plasma membrane. Gene Ontology annotation, molecular function: protein serine/threonine kinase activity; ATP binding. The record is from RefSeq and is a predicted model, not a curated record. The transcript is spliced from 6 exons. Lineage: Eukaryota; Viridiplantae; Streptophyta; Magnoliopsida; Fabales; Fabaceae.